Molecule: messenger RNA, 1545 nt
Organism: Saxophila tyrrhenica
Lineage: Eukaryota; Fungi; Ascomycota; Dothideomycetes; Mycosphaerellales; Extremaceae
Gene: VMA2
Product: Vacuolar ATP synthase subunit B
Exons: 6
Coding region: 1-1545 (514 amino acids)
Biological process (GO): ATP metabolic process; proton transmembrane transport; vacuolar acidification
Cellular component (GO): proton-transporting V-type ATPase, V1 domain
Molecular function (GO): proton-transporting ATPase activity, rotational mechanism; ATP binding
Source: RefSeq, a predicted model, not a curated record
AUGGCAGGCGAGAACGACCCAAGGAAGAUCAGCAUCAAGCCGCGAGUGCGGUACAACACCAUCGGUGGUGUCAAUGGGCCGCUGGUCAUCUUGGAGAAUGUCAAAUUCCCACGAUUCAACGAGAUUGUGUCCUUGACACUUCCCGAUGGCACGGAGAGGAGUGGGCAGGUGCUGGAGGCGAGAGGCAACCGAGCUGUGGUGCAGGUGUUCGAGGGCACUUCUGGCAUUGAUGUCAAGAGGACCAAAGUCGAAUUCACCGGCCACAACCUCAAGCUCGGUGUCAGCGAAGACAUGCUGGGCCGUAUCUUUGACGGCUCCGGUCGCGCCAUUGACAAGGGACCCAAGGUGCUCGCAGAAGACUACCUAGACAUCAACGGCUCGCCCAUCAACCCCUACAACCGUGUCUACCCCGAAGAGAUGAUCUCGACCGGUAUCAGCGCCAUCGACACCAUGAACUCUGUCGCUCGUGGGCAGAAGAUCCCCAUCUUCAGCUCUGCCGGUCUGCCACACAACGAGAUCGCCGCGCAGAUUUGUCGACAGGCUGGUUUGGUGCAGCAGCAACAGGCGAAGAGCAUGAACAAAGGCACGCAUGAUAACCACGAGGACAACUUCAGCAUUGUUUUCGGUGCUAUGGGUGUGAACUUGGAGACCAGCCGGUUCUUCACGAGGGAGUUUGAGGAGAACGGAAGUAUGGAGAGGGUGACGCUGUUCACCAACUUGGCCAACGACCCGACCAUCGAACGUAUCAUCACGCCCCGUCUGGCCCUCACGACCGCAGAGUACUACGCCUACCAGCUCGAGAAGCACGUCCUGGUCAUUCUCACCGACCUGUCAUCCUACUGCGACGCCCUUCGUGAAGUCUCGGCUGCUCGAGAAGAAGUGCCAGGACGAAGAGGAUACCCGGGUUACAUGUACACUGACUUGUCGACCAUCUACGAGCGAGCCGGACGUGUGGAGGGCCGCAACGGCAGUAUCACGCAGAUCCCCAUCUUGACUAUGCCGAACGAGGACAUCACCCACCCCAUCCCCGACCUGACAGGCUACAUCACCGAAGGCCAAAUCUUCGUCGACCGCGCCCUCUACAACAAAGGCAUCUACCCCCCGAUCAACGUCCUACCCUCGCUCUCCCGUCUCAUGAAGUCCGCCAUCGGCGAAGGCCACACCCGCGGCGACCACUCCGACGUCUCCAACCAGCUCUACGCCAAAUACGCCAUCGGCCGCGACGCCGCGGCCAUGAAAGCCGUCGUUGGCGAGGAAGCGCUGUCGAACGAAGACAAGCUGUCCCUGGACUUUAUGGAGCGGUUCGAGAAGACGUACAUCAACCAGGGCGCGUACGAGAAGAGGAGUAUCUUCGAUGGGUUGGACCAGGCGUGGGAGUUGCUCAGGAUUUACCCCAAGGAGCUGCUGAACCGGAUUCCGAAGAAGGUGUUGGAUCAGUAUUACUCGAGGCAGGGGAAGAAAGGGACGAGGGAUAAUGACGGAGAAGAGGAGGAGGGGCAGAAUGGGCAGCAGCAGAAUGGGGAGGGGAAUUUGAUUGAUGCGUAG